This is a messenger RNA of Zingiber officinale, 3319 nucleotides long. Its product is annotated as WPP domain-associated protein-like. Lineage: Eukaryota; Viridiplantae; Streptophyta; Magnoliopsida; Zingiberales; Zingiberaceae. Bases 800 to 3130 code for a protein of 776 amino acids. The transcript has 4 exons. The record is from RefSeq and is a predicted model, not a curated record.
AACCAAUCAUCUCAUUACUAUGUCUCAAUCUCGGAGUUGACUCGACCGAUGGUGAUAAUUAGGCGUUGCAUUUGGAUUGAGAUUUAGGUUUCUGGGUUUGGUUUUUGGUCGAAGUAGGUCGCAAAGUCGACAUCUUUGGAUGGUAGAUGGUGUAUCACCAUGUUCCUGACUUCCCGGCAUGUCUAUCAGUCUGUGUUGUCUAGUUUUGCGCUUUCCUUUUUGUUUUUUUGUGUGUGUUGAAUUCCAUUGGUAAUGGAUUGUCCUUCGUUCUUUGGGUCAAAGUUUAUCUUUUUUGUUGUAUUAUGGAUUUUGGGCAGUGUGGUGGUGCUUCUUGGCAUAUCUAAUCUAUAUGUUCUUUAGCUUUGUGCUUUCCCUUUUUCCUCCUCUUGAAUUCCGUUGGUGAUGGAUUGUUCUUGGUUCAAGUUUGGCAUUGUGGUGGCGCCUUUGGUUUCUACUUUCUGGGUAAUUUUUUGUUAUCUUCUUGCAUCUUCUCAUUGUUUGGCAUCAUUUUGAAUAGGGAUGAAAGGAAGUGUUUCUGCAUCUUUUCCAAAUUUUGCUACUUUUGAGCCAAAGGUUCAUAUAUGCGAAGUUUAAGGUUUGCAAUAUAGUGUGUAAUUUUUGUAGUUAGAAAUGCAGGUAGUAAACAAGAGCACUGUGAUUGCUGUAUGAGAUUCAGUCAUCAAAGGAAUGGUUGAUGCUAAAGUUGACAGGGCUGCCGAGAAAUUAGCUCUUAAGAAUUGGCCUGUAAAUCUGAUGUAGCUACUGAUCAGAAUACUGAGCCUCUUAUAGUACACCCUUGAUGAUGGAGGAAGAUAUUGAUGAGAGGAGAUUAGGGUCGUGUACGGGUUGUUCGAGUGCUAGUGGAGAAUGCAAUGACAAUAGUAGGAUAAUCAGAUUAAAAGUUAUGGUGGAUGAUCACAUUCAAUGGCUGAAGGAGGACCUUCAACAGCUGAAGAGUAUGGAUAGGAUGAGCAGAAGACCAAUUAGUUCUCACAACAUGUCGAAUGAUAAAACUAUUGAAAAGCUGCUAGAAGUGGAUCAAAGGGUGGAUGCUUUGCGAGAUGUAUUUGCUGUAGGUUUUGAACAGAUUAAUGCCAUGAUUUGCUUAAAGAAAGAUGUGGUAGGUGAACUUGAAUUGAAACAUGAGCUUGACGGAGAAGUUAGUAUUAUUGUGUUCCAAGAUUACAUCAGAGGUCUUCGGGAUGAAUAUGAAACUAAGUUGUAUGGUCAAACAGUCUUUAUCAACAAUUUACACGAGGAUGCACAGAAAAAGGUUUCUGAGCUCAAUGCAUUGCGUGAUGAACUGCAUGUUAUUUUGGAGGAAGCAAAUAGUCCUGAAAAUUUUGAAGACUGGAGUGUUACAAAAAAGAAAGAACAUUUUCCUGUGAAAGUAUUAGGAAAUCACAAUUUCCCGUUGCAGAUUGAGGAAAAUGCUGAAAUGACUAGAGGAAAAUCUGGGGAUUCAGGAGAUCACACUUUGGACAUUGCUCAUCUUCCUCAAGUGAAGAAAAUGACAAAGGAGGAACUGCUUGCUUAUUGCAAAAAUGAAAUGACAAUGAUGAGGAGAAGACAUGACUUGGAAUUGCUAGAGAAAACAGAGGAGUUGUUUAGGUUUAAGAGGGAAAUACUCAAAGAAAAGGGUUCUUUGCCUAUUCGGAAGGAUAAGGAGCUUGAACAUAUAAAGAAAAAAGUAGAACAAUUCACUUUGAAGUUGGAUGGACUUCUCAAAGAGGAGACAUUACCUCAACUUUGUAACCCUGAAGAUGAUUUACAGGGCUUUAAGGAGAGAGAGUUUUACCUUCUUUCUGAAAAUAAUCGCCUAGAAAGGUUGCUUAUGAAGAAAACAAACGAGCUUAAUUGUCUGUCAUCACAGAUCUCACAUGUAGCAAACCAGAUGUCAUUCCAUUCAUCCCUAGAAGCAAACUACUCAAAACAACUAAUGAAACUGGAAAGCCAGAUUGAUGAUGAAAAGAUAGAAUCUUACUUGAAUUCUAACUUGUACAAUACUGUUUUAAGAGGGUUGAUCGAUGAGCACCGAUAUAUAUUGCAAGAUUUUGAGGUCGAGAUUGAAGCUCAGCUAGAUAUCUGUACUUGUGUUUUUAGUGGAGUGAUUUUUGAUACUGUCUCAAAUAUGAACCCUCCAAUGCUAAAAUCUCAUGAAGAGAAGAAGUCUCUUGAGGCAUUAGUUUUAGAAAAAGAGAAUGUAUUGAAGUUGAAACUUGAAGAAAACGACAAACUGAAGAAGGCUAUAUCAUCAAUUUCAUCAUCAAUGAGUGAAAAUGAAAAGUUAAAGACAUCUUUUGAGGCAUUGUUAUUGGAAAAAGAGAAUGCCUUGAGGUUGGAAAUUGAAGAGAGCCACAAGUUGAAGCAAGCCAUGAUGUCACUUUCCUCAUUGUUUAAAGAAAAAGAAAAACUAGCUUUAGAGGCGCAAACCGUAUUAAUUCAACACAAGGAGCAGCUUGAUGCUGUCUACCAGGAACUCAGCAUGCUCAGGGAGAUAAAUAGCAAACAAGAAGCACAAUUGUCAGGAUAUAAACUGGAAUCCCGAUCAUUGAAAAGUAGAUUGAAUGAGAACUUGCGGCAAAUUCAUCAUUAUGAACUCGAGACGGAUAAACUUAAGGAGAACCUUAAAAUUGCAUCAAAUGCUUUAAAAGACGUAGAAGAGCAGAAAAUUAUGCUUCUAGGAGUCAUUGAAGAUAAUCAGAGGGCAUUUUCAUCAUCUUUUGAAAAGGACAAAGAUCAAGUAAAGCAGUUGGAAUCUAUCACCAAGUUUACAAUGGAACUUUUUACAAAUUUUACAGAUUUAGAAAGACUUUUGAUAGACGGUAAUAAAAGAAAUGAUUAUAGGUUGAAGUUACUGAAUCAUCAAUUGAACCAACUAGUGCAACUGGCUGAUCAACAGAAAAAGAAAUGCUUGAGGUACAAAACUAUGCUUGAAAUCAGAUGCACUGACUUGGAGAAGGCAGAAACUGAGGUUGAUCUUCUAGGUGACGAAGUCGAGGCACUUGUGGGACUUCUUGGAAAGAUAUACUUAGUACUUGAUCAUUAUUCCUCAGUAUUGCAGCAUUAUCCGGGAGUAAUGGAGAUUCUGAAAAUGAUUCAAAGAGAAUUAAAUGGGCGAGGCAGUUAGAGGCUAUGCCAAACCAUCAAGUCUGUCUUUGGUGUUUGUUUCUAUAAAACACUGGGUUUUCUACAAUUAGUGCCAAUGAUUCAGCUUGAGGCAUCAACCAGAAUAUUCAUUUCAACUGUUUCCUUUUCCAAAACACAGUUUGAGGCACCUGAUCAGUGUUUACUUUUCACUGUCCCAUAGAUAUUCAUA